Messenger RNA from Podospora pseudocomata, 2133 nucleotides. It is a transcript of the gene PRP28, whose product is annotated as mRNA splicing protein prp28. The record is from RefSeq and is a predicted model, not a curated record. NCBI's taxonomy places the organism in Eukaryota, Fungi, Ascomycota, Sordariomycetes, Sordariales, Podosporaceae. The transcript has a single exon. Gene Ontology annotation, molecular function: nucleic acid binding; RNA helicase activity; ATP binding. The coding region runs from base 1 to 2133 and encodes 710 amino acids.
AUGGCUUCACGACGAGAACCACCUGACCUGGCCGCCUUGCUACGGCAAAAGAAGGCCCAGGAGGAAGCCGCCUCAAAACCGCGAUUUAUCUCCAAGAAAGAACGCGAGCGCCUCGCCGCCGAAAAGAAGGCCAAAGAAGAGGAGGAACUGAAACGAAAAGAGACAACAUUGGAGAAUGGCCAUUCCAAUGGCAGUUCUCAGCCAUUACGGCCUCGAAAUGAAAUUCCGACUGGCCCUAAGGCGAUGCGAGCGGACGACCGAGGAAACAGGCAAGGCGACAGACGAGAGGGCGACAGGCGAGAUGAUGACCGGGGCCCGCAUCGCGCCGGAGCAAAGCGCGGCGCCCCCAUGGAUGACGAAGGGCGGCGGACGAAGAUGGAAAUGAACGACGAGGCCGAGUUGCGCGCCAAAUAUAUGGGGCCUGUUGUCAACCAGUCUACCUUCUCGGCUAAGAAGAAGAGAAGGAGAACGGCCGCGAAUAAGUUCAACUUCGAUUGGGACCCAGAUGAUGAUACGAGCCGACCGGAUGAUCCUAUCUACAAAGACCGCCUCGAACCAGUAUUCAAGCGUGGGGGCGAAGAGUCGACCGACGAGCUUGUAAGAAGAAAGGCGGAGGCUAUCCGGCGUGGAGAUCCAGAAACGGGAGAGGAGCGUGCCAGACAGCUUCUCGAACAGCACGAGCGCGCCAAGCAAGCAGCUAAACGCAAGGCUUUGGGCUCACAUUGGUCGGAGAAGAGACUGGAGGAGAUGAAGGAGCGUGACUGGCGCAUCUUCAAGGAGAAUUUUGGCAUUGCCACCAAGGGCGGUGCUAUUCCGAACCCUAUGCGUAGCUGGGAAGAGUCGAAUCUGCCACGGAGGCUACUGAAUAUCGUUCACGAUGUUGGCUACGACGAGCCAUCGCCUAUCCAAAGGGCGUCUAUUCCUAUUGCUCUCCAGGCCAGAGACUUGAUCGGUGUGGCCGUUACCGGUUCCGGUAAAACAGCAGCUUUUUUGCUGCCGUUGUUGGUAUACAUUUCUGAGCUCCCGCCCUUGAACGAUGUCAACAAGAACGACGGUCCAUACGCCCUUAUUCUUGCCCCGACGAGAGAAUUGGUACAACAAAUUGAGAACGAAGCUCGGAAGUUUGCCACGCCCCUCGGGUUCACUGUCGUUAGCAUUGUUGGUGGUCACUCUCUGGAAGAACAAGCCUACGCUCUCCGCAACGGAGCAGAGAUUAUCGUUGCUACGCCAGGUCGUCUGGUCGACUGCCUUGAAAGACGACUUUUGGUCUUUACUCAGUGCUGCUACAUCAUCAUGGAUGAAGCCGAUCGCAUGAUCGACCAAGGUUUCGAAGAACCCCUGACCAAGAUUCUGGACGCACUCCCAGUCACCAACGAGAAGCCAGAUACGGAAGAGGCCGAGAAUCCCCAGCUCAUGAAGAAAUAUCUGGGUGGAAAAGACCGUUACCGUCAGACGAUGAUGUACACAGCUACGAUGCCUCCACUGGUGGAAAGGAUCGCCAAAAAAUACCUACGUCGCCCAGCCAUCGUCACUAUCGGCAACGCAGGCGAAGCCGUCGAUACUGUUGAGCAACGCGUCGAGUUCAUCGCCGGCGAAGACAAAAGGAAGAACAGACUUCGGGAGAUUCUCAACUCGGGCCAGUUCAAGCCGCCCAUCAUUGUCUUUGUCAACAUCAAGCGAAACUGCGAGAUGGUCGCCAAGGAUAUCAAGUCUUGGGGCUUCUCCACGACGACACUUCACGGCAGUAAGACGCAGGAGCAGCGUGAGGCUUCGCUUGCGUCGGUGCGGAACGGCCAGUCGAGCAUUUUGGUGGCGACAGAUUUGGCCGGUCGUGGUAUUGAUGUGCCGGAUGUGAGCUUGGUUGUCAACUUUAACAUGCCGUCGAGCAUUGAGAGCUACACGCAUCGUAUUGGUCGUACGGGUCGUGCGGGCAAGAGUGGUGUGGCUAUUACGUUUUUGGGUAAUGAGGAUACGGAGGUGAUGUAUGACCUGAAGCAGAUUAUCUCCAAGUCGAGUAUUUCUAAGGUGCCGGAUGAGUUGAGGAGGCAUGAGGCUGCGCAGAGUAAGCCACAGAGGGGGCAGAAGAAGGUGGAGGAUAGUGGUGGGUUUGGAGGCAAGGGGGGAUGGCAGUAG